Pecten maximus is the source of this 1119-nucleotide messenger RNA. RefSeq lists its product as uncharacterized. Lineage: Eukaryota; Metazoa; Mollusca; Bivalvia; Pectinida; Pectinidae. The coding region runs from base 288 to 1118 and encodes 276 amino acids. The record is from RefSeq and is a predicted model, not a curated record. The transcript has 4 exons.
AUGACAGUAGGUUAGGUUGGUUAGGUGAAGACGACGACGACGACGAUUUUUCCGAUGACAGAUACUCAAAAUGGUAUGAUUCAGAAAUAGAUUUUUUAGAAAAAACGUACCCGCAUCUGAUGUAAACCCUGUAAAUAGAAUAGAAAAAAAAUAUAUACAGUAGGAACAAGUGUUACUUAUGUAAACCUAAUUUUCAUAUAUAAUCAAAUUAGAUUAAAGGGGAGUUACGCAUAACAUUAGAUAAGGGGAGAUCAGUACAUGGUCAUCGAUAAGGUAUCGAUAGGCGCAUGCGCGAGGGUUGGGUGUCGCCUUCUUCUCCUACGCACUUGACAUUUGACAAGAUGGCGAUGAUGAUGAUGAUGAUGAUGAUGAUGAUGAUGAUGAUGAUGGAUGCGACGGGAAACUUCCCUUCAGGAUGCCGGACUAGGGGAAAUGUUGUAAUGGACUGCCCAAGUAACGUUUUGACGGUGGUGGACGUGCCCUUACCCUUAAGGAUUACGAGGUUAGAACUAUGGAGAGUGCUGGAUUUUGAACUGAGGGGACAGUCCGCACCUAGCGUGACCUACGUUCAGAUCCGUUUUCCAAAGGGCGUCAACUGUACAGUGAUGGAGGAUUUGGGAUGGACUAAUGCCACCGUCGUCCUAGGGAAAACGACGUGUAACUGGACAGUUUCCGAUGAAACAACAGUAACACCAUCAACCAAGAAUAGUCCUCGUACCAGCACUAGGAGACGAACCACUACCACUUCCAUGACUAUCACCACCACCACCACCACGGAUAAUGACACCUGGUUCGACACGACACCCCUACCGCCGGGACUGCCGUUUGAAGUCGCCGCCAAUCAAACGACGACGACCACCGACAAGGCGAUAGAGGUCUCGACCAUCAAAGGCCUCGCUGAGCCGUCGUCGUUUAUCGACAGUGUCCUCUUCAUCGUUUUAAUCUGUCUGCUCGUGCUGGUUGUCCUGUUGAUGUGUUUAGCCAUCUUUUACGGGAUCAGGAGACGACUACGAUCGGUCAAGACGAUUCCGGAGACCAUGUCUAUGUCCACGCUGGAUUCCGAAUCGGACGUAGUUUUCUCCCUGAGAAGGCGUUCUUCACACGAGAAGAUGAACUGAU